Chenopodium quinoa (quinoa) is the source of this 657-nucleotide messenger RNA. RefSeq lists its product as uncharacterized. The transcript has a single exon. NCBI's taxonomy places the organism in Eukaryota, Viridiplantae, Streptophyta, Magnoliopsida, Caryophyllales, Amaranthaceae. Gene Ontology annotation, molecular function: nucleic acid binding. The coding region runs from base 1 to 657 and encodes 218 amino acids. The record is from RefSeq and is a predicted model, not a curated record.
AUGAGUAACAGAUCAUGUCAAAGAGAUCUAGCAACUAUGCUAGGAAUCUCUAAAAGCACAGUUCAGAGGAUGGCCAAGAGGGGAGACAUAAGGCCACACUCAAAUGCCCUUAAACCUGCUCUUACACCAACAGACAAAAAAGAAAGACUCAGGUGGUGCUUAAGUAAACUCAUAGGGGACUCACCAGGCACAAAAAGAGUAUAUCAGAGCAUGUAUAACACAGUAAUGAUUGAUGAGAAAUGGUUUAGCUUGACUAAAAAGUCUCAAAUGGCAUACUUGGAAAAAGGGGAGAAAGGUGCUCACAUAUUUGCUCAAUCAAGCAAAUUUAUCUACAAAUUUAUGUUUAAUGGAGCUGUUGCAAAGCCAUGGUACAAUGCACAAAAGGAAUGCAUCUGGGAUGGGAGGAUUGAUAUAUUCCCAUUCAAAUAUGAAGAGCCAACACAAAGGAAAUCUAAAUACAGAAAGAAGGGAGAAAUGGUCACAAAGGUUGUGGAAAGAAUCAACAGAGAUGAAUCAAGGAAGAUGCUGAUUCAGAAUAUCAUACCAGCCAUUAUGGCAAAGUGGCCAAAUACAGAUCAUCACAACACAAUCUAUAUCCAACAAGACAGUGCUAAGGCACAUACUGCAAUCAGAUCUAGUAUGGAAACAAUACUAUGA